Emys orbicularis (European pond turtle) is the source of this 1272-nucleotide messenger RNA. RefSeq names its product ETS transcription factor ELK1 (gene ELK1). Bases 1 to 1272 code for a protein of 423 amino acids. The record is from RefSeq and is a predicted model, not a curated record. Gene Ontology annotation, cellular component: nucleus. Gene Ontology annotation, biological process: cell differentiation; regulation of transcription by RNA polymerase II. Gene Ontology annotation, molecular function: sequence-specific DNA binding; DNA-binding transcription factor activity, RNA polymerase II-specific. Lineage: Eukaryota; Metazoa; Chordata; Testudines; Emydidae. The transcript is spliced from 6 exons.
AUGGAGUCUCCGGGCCCCGCGGCCGCGCUGACGGUCAUGGACCCCUCGGUGACGCUCUGGCAGUUCCUGCUGCAGCUGCUGGAGCAGCAGAGCAACGGGCACCUGAUCGCCUGGACGUCGGCCGACGGCGAGUUCAAGCUGGUGGACGCCGAGGAGGUGGCCCGGCUCUGGGGGCUGCGCAAGAACAAAACCAACAUGAACUACGACAAGCUCAGCCGCGCCCUGCGCUACUACUACGACAAGAACAUCAUCCGGAAGGUCAACGGGCAGAAGUUUGUCUAUAAAUUCGUCUCGUACCCAGAGCCAGCCGGCGCGGAGGGGGCCCGGGAGGAAGGGAUGCUCCGGCGGGUGGAGCCGGCCCUGGCCGAGUCCCGGCUCGGGGAGGGUAGCUCCGGGCCCCCCAAGUCCCUGCGUGGGGGGAGCGUCCCCCGGAGUAGCCGUAACGAGUACAUGCGCUCGGGUCUGUACUCCACUUUCACCAUCCAGUCGCUGCAGGCGGCCCCCCCAGGGCGAGCGCCCCGCCAGGACCCCCCAGCCCUCUGCAGCGAGCCCCCGGACCACCCCGACCUGGACCCCGGGAAGAUGGAGGAGAUUCCCCAGCUGGAGAUCAGCAUUGAAGAAGCAGACGAGAGCGAACCACUGCAGGCCUUUGUGGCGCCGGAGCCCCUGGAUGCAGAGUGCCCCCCCCCAGAGGCGACGCCUCCGCGGGACCCCGGGCUGCGGCCGGUGGUGGUGAAAGUGGAGGCGGAGGGGGAGACGGAGGGGUCCCCGCUCCUGGUUCUGAUCGACUCGGGGGUGAAGCAGGAAGCGCCGCCUGCCGAAGAGGCCCCCAGGGGGACAGAGGCUGAGCUCCUGGCGGGGGAGGGGCCUCAGGAGGAGAAGGGGGAGGGGGGGUCUGGGGGGGCCCCCAGCGAGGGGCACGGCGCGAAGGGGCGGAAGCCCAAGGACCUGGCGCUGCCCUCCCUGCCCGGGCAGGAGAAGAUCAGCGCAGCCGGCGGCUCCCUGCUGGCGCCCGGCGGGGGAGCGGGCAGCGGGCUGACGCCGACCACCGUGAUCUCCACGCACGCACUAACCCCCGUCCUGCUGACCCCCAGCUCCCUGCCACCCACCAUCCACUUCUGGAGCACCCUGAGCCCCAUCGCCCCACACAGCCCCGCCAAGCUCUCCUUCCAGUUUCCCUCUAACUCUGGUGGGCAAAUUCACAUCCCCUCGCUGAGCGUGGACGGACUCUCCACUCCGGUCGUGCUGUCCCCGGGGCCCCAGAAGCCGUGA